CCCUAAUUCCAGCCUUCCCUAUCCUUGAAUUGUGAUUUUUUGGUUUCUCUUUUUCUCAAAUUCAAAUUCAAAUUCAAAUUCGAUUGAUGGCGGAUUCAGACAACGAAUCAGGAGGGCAGAACGCGAGCUAUGGCAUGGGGAACAGCGAGCAUUCAUCAGCGAAAGAGCAGGAUAGGUUCCUUCCAAUCGCCAACGUAAGCAGGAUCAUGAAGAAGGGGCUUCCAGCGAACGCCAAGAUCUCCAAAGACGCCAAGGAGACAGUCCAAGAGUGCGUCUCCGAGUUCAUCAGCUUCAUCACCGGCGAGGCUUCCGACAAGUGCCAACGCGAGAAGCGCAAGACCAUCAAUGGCGACGAUCUCCUUUGGGCGAUGACAACUCUAGGCUUUGAAGAGUACGCUGAACCUCUCAAGGUUUAUCUUCACAAGUUCCGGGAGAUGGAGGGCGAGAAAGCCGGCGCCUCCUCCUCCUUCCAAUCUCACCAAAAGGACAGCUACGGCGGCGGUGCCGGCGGAGGAGGGAACAGUGUAAGCGGCGGCGCCGGCGGCGGUUAUGGUAGUGGAGGGAUGUAUAGCGGGCAGCAACACCACCAUAUGUAUGGUUUGGGCAUGGGCGGGAAGGGUAACUAAUUUCUAUUCUAAUAUUAAUUAAA
This is a messenger RNA of Dioscorea cayenensis subsp. rotundata (Guinea yam), 649 nucleotides long. Its product is annotated as nuclear transcription factor Y subunit B-3-like. The transcript has a single exon. Lineage: Eukaryota; Viridiplantae; Streptophyta; Magnoliopsida; Dioscoreales; Dioscoreaceae. Gene Ontology annotation, biological process: regulation of transcription by RNA polymerase II. Gene Ontology annotation, cellular component: CCAAT-binding factor complex; nucleus. The coding region runs from base 87 to 626 and encodes 179 amino acids. The record is from RefSeq and is a predicted model, not a curated record. Gene Ontology annotation, molecular function: protein heterodimerization activity; DNA-binding transcription activator activity, RNA polymerase II-specific; RNA polymerase II cis-regulatory region sequence-specific DNA binding.